AUGGCGUGGCUGACUUUGCUCCUGCCACAGUUCCCCUUUGAUGGGGCCUCCCUGGAGACUGGUGGGGCUACUGAGGACACAGAGGACACAGAGAACACAGCCCCAGAGCUGGGUACACCAGGGCAUCAUCACAGUGAACUGCUCAGAUCCCUGCCCCAGAGGGAAGGCCCGGACCACACCAAGGCACUCGCCCCGGCCCCCACAGCUGUGCCUGAGCUGAAGCUUCUCUGCGGGGCAGAUGUCUUGAAGACCUUCCAGACCCCCAACCUCUGGGAAGACGCACACAUCCAGGAAAUAGUGGAGAAGUUUGGCCUGGUGUGCGUGGGCCGGGCGGGUCACGACCUGAAGGGGUACAUCUCAGAAUCGCCCAUCUUACGCAGGUACCAGCACAAGAUUCACCUGGCCAGGGAGCCUGUGCUGAACGAGAUCAGCGCCACGUCCAUCAGGCGAGCCUUGGGCCAAGGGCAGAGUGUGAAGUACCUGCUCCCUGACACCGUCAUCGCCUACAUCAAGGACCACAACCUCUACACCACGGACGGUUCCUGGAAAGGCACAGGCACCCUAAGCAAAGAAGGAAAGAGCAGCUAGAAGGGACUCACCAGCCAGCCACUCCUCCACUGAGCUCCUCCUGAGAGAGGGCUGUUAGGGUUUUUAUUUUGCUUUGGUUUUUGCUUUUCCAUUUUUCAUUCGUUUUAUUUCUACAAUUAUUUUCCCUUCUGAGAAGUCUCCUGUCCCAGGAAGCGAUGCCUUCUUUGGGGGGGAGGAAAUAUCUGCAUCCCAAGGAUAGAUAUGUAUCAGAGAAGUUAAAGUGGCAUGGCAGCUCAUUAUGGCUGGACAAAGUGUCAGAGCCGCUGGGCAAGGAGGCCUCCCUGUUUGGUGUAAGUGACAUGUAAGGUGUACACACUGACCGCGCUAGGCAGGGCCCCAAGAUGGCAUCAAAAUUGCUCAUGACGCGUUUUUAUCUAGGACCAGAUGCAGCAUGCUGGUCUUGACGGAGGGAUUUGACAGGCUGCUAACCACUGACCAUGUGGGCUUUGCCAGCGCCCUUGUUUCAAAUAGAAUAACACUAACAGAGGAGUCGAAAUUUGGAAACAGCACUUUGCUGAUUUACAUUAAAUCUUUCCUUACGGACUAUGGCCUGCCUGCCUACUGGCCUUUCAUAAAAUUUAAACUAAACUCUUGCUAAGCAGUGAUCCUCAAGCAAUAUUUUUGAUAGAGCAAGUAUUUUUAACACUGCUAUACUGUAAAUUCCAGGGCUCCUGAUUUCCAGGUUUCUAAAAGGAACUGAGUUAAAACAGAUGCCUGACUGUUUUUUGAAUGUUUUAUGACUGCCUGCCUGUUUGAAUAUUGGCAAAGGGAUAAAUAAUAAAUUGACAUCAAAAAGUA
This is a messenger RNA of Galeopterus variegatus (Sunda flying lemur), 1386 nucleotides long. It is a transcript of the gene NMNAT3, whose product is annotated as nicotinamide nucleotide adenylyltransferase 3. Gene Ontology annotation, cellular component: mitochondrion. The transcript is spliced from 3 exons. Gene Ontology annotation, molecular function: nicotinamide-nucleotide adenylyltransferase activity; nicotinate-nucleotide adenylyltransferase activity. The record is from RefSeq and is a predicted model, not a curated record. The coding region runs from base 1 to 588 and encodes 195 amino acids. NCBI's taxonomy places the organism in Eukaryota, Metazoa, Chordata, Mammalia, Dermoptera, Cynocephalidae. Gene Ontology annotation, biological process: NAD+ biosynthetic process.